Molecule: messenger RNA, 1920 nt
Organism: Chrysoperla carnea
Lineage: Eukaryota; Metazoa; Arthropoda; Insecta; Neuroptera; Chrysopidae
Product: keratin, type I cytoskeletal 9-like
Exons: 4
Coding region: 55-1920 (621 amino acids)
Source: RefSeq, a predicted model, not a curated record
AAUUAACAAUUAUCAAAUUAACAAAUUAUUUAUUUCAUUGGUGCUGAAAACAAGAUGGCAGCGUAUAAAUUAAUUUUAUUUAUAUGUUUGUGUACAAACUCAAGAGUAUUCAGUGCACCAUCAGUAUCUGAAGCGGAAACCAAUGGACUUAAUAGUGCUGAGUUUUUCAAACGAAGUCCUCGUGAAUCGCAAUCUAUUGAUGGUGAAAAGAGUCGUGAUUUAAUUAUACGCUUACAAACACUUUUAACUCUACUACAACUGAGACCAUCACAAAGCUUAGGAGGAGUAUCACCAGGUCAAAAUGUUCAAUCACAACCACAAGGCGAAUUAGUUAUUAAGCUUCCAUUAGCUACACCUUCUUGCUACGCACAACACUUUAUCCAAAAUCCAGAACUUAUUGUUCUAUUCCAUCGUGUAGUAGAAAUCUGCGGUGGUGAUCCAAAUUUACUAUUAGUUGGCUUAGAUCAAGCAUCACAAAAUGUCAAUAAUGGUGGACUCUUAGGAGGUUUAGGUGGAUUGUUAGGAGGUGGAAAUGGUGGUGGUUUAUUAGGAGGUUUAGGAGGUCUUUUGGGUGGAGGACAAGGUGGAGGCCAAGGUGGUUUACUUGGCGGUUUGGGUGGCUUAUUAGGAAGUGGUUCACAAGGAGGUUUACUUGGAGGUCUAGGUGGAUUAUUAGGAUCUGGUAACCAAGGCGGUUUACUCGGUGGACUCGGGGGAUUAUUAGGUGGAAAUCCUUCAGGAGGAUUACUUGGCGGUCUUGGUGGACUAUUAGGCGGUAACCGAGGCCAAUAUGGAAAUGGAGGAUUACUUGGUGGUCUUGGUGGAUUAUUAGGAGGACAAUCAGGUCAAGGUGGUUUACUUCCUGGUCUUGGCGGAUUAUUAGGAGGGCAAUCAGGUCAAGGUGGUUUACUUCCUGGUCUUGGCGGAUUAUUAGGAGGACAAUCAGGUCAAAGUGGUUUACUUCCUGGUCUUGGAGGAUUACUUGGUGGUAACGGAAAACAGAGCGGACAAUCAGGUUCGUAUUCCAGAGGCGAAAGUGAAACGUAUAGUAAUGAAGAAGAUUGUGAUGAAGAAAAUUUAGCAUCAGAUAACGUUGGUAAUGGUCUAUUAAGUGGUGUACUUGGUGGUGGAUCAGAAGGGGGUCUUCUAGGUGGGGUUCUUGGCGGUGGCCAAUCAGGUGGUGGUCUUUUAAGUGGUGUUCUCGGUGGCGGCAGUGGAGGACAAUCUAGUGGAUUGCUUGGUGGUGUUUUAGGAGGCGGAGGUGGCGGUUUAGUUAGCGGUCUAACUGGAGGUUUAACUAGUGGCAUAACCAGUGGAAUAGUCAAUGGAGUUGCUGGUGGUGUAAUUAAUAGCGUUGAAAGUACAGUUAAUAAUCUUCCUAUUGUAGGCAACUUGUUACGAAGACAUGCGAAUGAAGCUGCAUCUAAAGAAAUGGAAAAUACAGCAACCAAUACUGAAUACACAAUCGAUUCAAUGGAAAUGCAAACAAUGCGUCCAAAAAUGAUGAAUCAACAAAAUGAAAUGUCACACAAAGUUCUAACAAAUAUGAUCCAACGGAAUGAACAACAACGGCAAGAUGAAAUGCACAUGAUGAUGAAUCAAGAUAUGCAAACGAAUCAAGAAAUGAAAACACAAGAUAUGCAAAAUUACGAUAUGAAUGGAUUCACAGACGAGAACACAUUAGACAAACAAAAACCAAAACGUAAAUAUCGUCGCAGGAAAUAUAAAAUUGUCGAUGCACCAAAAGAUUUAGACAUUGAAACACAGAUACAAACCAACACAGAUGAUCUAUUUGAAACAGCACCAUCACAAUAUGUAAAAACAAUUGAUAAUAAUGGAUUCAGAAAUAAUGGAUUUAAUGCUAAACAACAAUUUGAAAGUAAUGAAAAACAACGUCAAAUUGAUGAAUACUUUUAUUAA